This is a messenger RNA of Melozone crissalis (California towhee), 1113 nucleotides long. It is a transcript of the gene POLD4, whose product is annotated as DNA polymerase delta 4, accessory subunit. The transcript has 4 exons. Bases 178 to 564 code for a protein of 128 amino acids. Gene Ontology annotation, biological process: DNA-templated DNA replication; DNA synthesis involved in DNA repair. The record is from RefSeq and is a predicted model, not a curated record. Gene Ontology annotation, cellular component: delta DNA polymerase complex. Lineage: Eukaryota; Metazoa; Chordata; Aves; Passeriformes; Passerellidae. Gene Ontology annotation, molecular function: DNA-directed DNA polymerase activity.
GGGUGACAAUGCCAGAGCGUAGUGGGCACAACUGGGAGGUGGCAUUGUCUGGGGUGACAGUCACUGACUCGAGUGACAGUGCCAGGGGAGCAGGGGACACUGGGAUGGAGGUGACAGUGCCCUCGGGAUGACAGGAACUGCCGCGGGGGUGACAGUGCGGCUGCUGGCAGGGACAGCAUGGGGAGGGCCAUGGAGCAGCCCCGGCGCAUCACCGACUCCUUCCCGCGGCGGCGGCGGCGGCGGGGCCCGGGGCGGCCCCCGGGCCGGCUCAAGGACAGGAAGGACAAGGACAAGGACCAGGACCAGGACAAGGCGCAGCUGAAGGUGCGGGAAUGUCCCCGCGGCCCCUCGCAGCCCCCCCCGGACCCGGCGCUCAUGGAGAUGUUGCGGCGCUUCGACCUCGCCUGGGAGUACGGGCCCUGCAGUGGGAUCACCCGCCUGCAGCGCUGGGAGCGGGCACAAGAGCUGGGGCUGAGCCCCCCCGGGCCCAUCCGUGACGCCCUCCUGGAGCACCGCGACAACCCCGAUGUCACCUACAGCCUGUGGCACGAGUACGAGCUGUGAGCGGCCGCGCAAGGGAGCAGAGAAACCAUUCCCGACACCCGCAGACCCUAUUGCAGGGACCCCGGGUGGAUUAAAGCUGGUGUGAGCGAAGGAAGGGGUGCCGUGUGCUGUCUGGGGGGCACGGGGUGGGGUGAAGCCCUUGGGGUGCAGGGGGAGGGCAGGGAGUUGCAUUCCCCCCAAAAAAAGCCAGGUGGGGUGUCCAUCUCACAGUUUGAUGUCACUCAGCUGGGACUCAGGGAGAAAAAUGUGUUCUUGGGUGGAGAAAGGGAGGUGGGAUUUUUUCCCCCAGGAAUGGGGUGAAAAAAUGAAGAAUGAGGUAUAAAAUCAGCUGAAAGUGAGCUCAGGGGGCUGUGGAUGGUGGGGAUGUCCUGCAGCGGGGUGGGAAGAGUGUCCUGUGGGAUUCAUAUGUUUAAUAGCCCAGAUCAGCAGCUUUGCUGUGUGCAGAAUCAUAAAUAACAGGAUGUGUCUGUUAAUUAUUCAGGUUAUCAAUGACUUAAUUCACCAGCUCUUUCUGUUGUUUCAUCAAUAAAAUAAAUUGUUUCUAUAUGU